CAGAGAGCUCGGCCGACAGCGGGCGGCUGUCGGGCAGCUAUAACGGGGCCCUGCCAAGCGUUGCUUCCUGCUCCGCCCCGCCGCACCGCGCCGCUCUUUCCGGUGCGGGCCGCGAACAUGGGGACACCGCAAAAGGAUGUUGUAAUAAAACCCGAUGCUCCAAGCACGUUGCUUUCGGAGAAGCAUGCGGAAUAUAUAGCUUCCUAUGGGACGAAGAAAGACGAUUAUGAAUAUUGCAUGUCAGAGUAUUUGAGGAUGAGUGGUAUCUACUGGGGCCUGACAGCAAUGGACCUCAUAGGGCAGCUGCACCGAAUGAACAAAGAGGAAAUUCUAGAGUUCAUCAAAUCCUGUCAACACGAAUGUGGUGGGAUAAGCCCCAGCACCGGUCACGAUCCUCAUCUCCUGUAUACUCUCAGUGCUGUCCAGAUUCUUACUCUGUAUGACAGUCUACAUGUUGUUGAUGUAAAUAAAAUUGUUGAAUAUAUACAGAACUUGCAAAAAGAAGAUGGAUCAUUUGCUGGAGACAAAUGGGGAGAGAUAGAUACAAGGUUCUCCUUCUGUGCUGCUGCAACUCUUGCACUUCUGGGGAGACUGGAUGCCAUUAAUGUGGAGAAAGCAGUAGAAUAUGUUUUGUCCUGUAUGAACUUUGAUGGAGGAUUUGGUUGUAGACCAGGUUCUGAAUCACAUGCAGGACAGAUCUAUUGUUGCACAGGAUUUCUGGCUAUAACAGACCAAUUGCAUCAAAUAAAUGUUGACUUGCUGGGUUGGUGGCUUUGUGAACGUCAGUUACCUUCUGGAGGUCUCAACGGACGACCAGAGAAGUUGCCUGAUGUAUGUUACUCAUGGUGGGUGCUAGCAUCUUUGAAGAUGAUUGGUAGGUUACACUGGAUUGAUGGAGAGAAACUGCGCUGCUUUAUUUUGGCUUGCCAGGAUGAGGAGACUGGAGGAUUUGCUGACAGACCAGGAGAUAUGGUGGAUCCAUUUCAUACCUUAUUUGGAAUUGCUGGACUGUCUUUGUUAGGAGAAGAACAAAUUAAGGCUGUGAAUCCUGUGUUUUGCAUGCCAGAGGAAGUCCUUCAGAGAAUAAAUGUACAGCCUGAGCUGGUGAGCUAAGUCUUGGAGAGACAAAAGGUUGAUGUGCCUGGUUGCUUUGGUUUUGCUGAGUGAAGUCAUCUCAUCUCUGGAACGGUUAAAAGUGUUUGUGUCACGAGAGUAAAGCAACAGCUGUGCUGUGGGCUGUGUCACUUCCUAGACUGUAUGGGAACAGGCUGGCUCUAAUAACAGAGUGUAACAUGUUCUUUGGUUGUAUAUAAGAGAUGUAGAAACAUUUCUAAUCUGUAUUUAAGUACAUAGACCUCUGCUGCUUUUGAUUAUUUUUUUUUAAUAUAUGAAUCAAUGCAAUAGUGCAAAUGCUUGGUCUUUUGUCUUUCUGUGAUAUCAACCACGCUAGUAUCUAUCUUUUCACAAGCAUGUUUUGAUGGUAGAUCACACAAAGCACUUAAAAGGAAUACGAAAAGAAAAACAACAACAAACCAACCAACAAACAAAAUCCAUCUUAAGCCAUGCACUCAACGCCACACAUUUGUAAACAGGAAGAAUUAAAUACAUGUUUCCCAACACUUUUAUAUAGUGAGAAACAAGCUUUUUCUUCUGAUAGCAAUGGAUACCAAUGAAAAAAAAAUACGGUUCUAUUAAGUAUAUACAUGUCUUUGUUAAUGAGUCCCUUAGGCAAAACUUGCUGAUACUUGCAGUGGAGCAUACUUGGAGUAUGUAUAGUGAAACUUGCUAAAAUGAAGCAUUCUAGGGAAGGGCUCUGUAGGACAGUGGCUUAGAGUUGAUACUAAAUUUGUUGCUAGGUUGAAAUCUUGCUUUAUAAGAGAGUAAUUGUAAGCACUUGAUUAUGGUGCAACUGAGAAUAAAACCAGCUGUGGAAAAUACUUGUCUGAAGGAUGAAGUCCUCAUUGUCUUCACAGAAGCUGUAAAAUUGCCUCUCAAUUUACAUGCCAUGCACCCUGGCUGAGAAGGAAGGAUGUUCCAGUUGAAAUAGAAAGUAAAAGGUGAUGAUAAAAGGGAGGAAGUGUUUCAUAAUCUCUGUAUUUAAGGUUAACAAAGGUCUACAGCUAUUUCAAAUGGUUUUUAAAAGCUGCUGGUUAGUUUGAUUAAGUCUAUUUGCCUUAGUAGACUGUUAGCUAGAACUGGAUAAGGUAACUUUUUGGUAGACCUUUACUUGUAGAGAAUGUCAAAGAUGGGAUGUGGACUUGGAUGCUCAAGUGUUUCUAAUGAUACUUGGUUUUUUUUAAAGCCUUCUCUACAGGCUUUUAGGUAAGCUAAAACCCCUACUCUUAGCUUUCCAGUUGCCUUUCGAAUUCUUUGGUCAAAGCCUGGAAUUAAUAUACAAGGAUUGGGAAAAAGUAACUGUAGGCUGUGUGUUGAACAUGGUGAAAGCACUGGUGAGGUUUUAUCUAACUGUAAAGCUUAACAAAACAUUAUAAAAUAAAUUUUUCUCGCUCCAGGUUACCUUUGCAAGUGCCACUUCUUUUCAUCUAAGGAAACAUUGCUGAGAACAUAAGAAUUUGCUGAUUUUUCCACAUUGUACUGACAAAGUUGAACCCUCCUCAGAAUUUCUGGCCUCGCAUAAACUGAAACACCCUGGGAGAUAUGUGGGUGAUACAGCAUGACAGCGUAGCUUGAAAUUGUUAACAUUAAUGGAGUUUUUCUCUGAAGGAGGUCUGGUGAAUUUAAUUUUCAAAGUCAGCUGUGAUUUGUAAAGAUACACAAACUACAAACUUGAGAAUAUUCUCCCAUUCUUUAAAUCACUUGUUUAAAAUACUGUGUUUGGAGAGAGAGAGAGUCAUCACAACUUUCCUUAGGCAAACAAAAUCACAUUUUCUGUUAAAUACACUGUGAAAAAUAUUAUUUGCCCACUGUGUCUGUGUUAAGACAUAAUUUUGGUGCUGAAUCCAUUGUUACUGUCUACCUCUAUUUUGUUAAGAGUACUGAUUACUUUUUUAGAAUUAUUUUUAGCUUAUGUAGUUAGAAUCUUUGCAGCCAUUACUCUGCUGUUCCCAGUCUUCAGUUACAGGUGCUUUAUUAAAAGCUUUCAAAAAUGUGUGCUUUCCUUUUGUUUUUCCCAUAGAAAUCCUUAUAUGGAAAGGUUCUGACAUUGUCUUGGUACUUGAUCUUACAUACUGUAGUGUGGCCAACACUCCCAGCAAUAAAUUUUGCAGUAUGCUGUGUGAUAA
Messenger RNA from Pogoniulus pusillus (Red-fronted tinkerbird), 3242 nucleotides. It is a transcript of the gene RABGGTB, whose product is annotated as Rab geranylgeranyltransferase subunit beta. The record is from RefSeq and is a predicted model, not a curated record. The transcript has 9 exons. Lineage: Eukaryota; Metazoa; Chordata; Aves; Piciformes; Lybiidae. Bases 118 to 1113 code for a protein of 331 amino acids. Gene Ontology annotation, cellular component: Rab-protein geranylgeranyltransferase complex. Gene Ontology annotation, biological process: protein geranylgeranylation. Gene Ontology annotation, molecular function: Rab geranylgeranyltransferase activity.